Astyanax mexicanus (Mexican tetra) is the source of this 1711-nucleotide messenger RNA. RefSeq names its product chromatin target of PRMT1a (gene chtopa). Lineage: Eukaryota; Metazoa; Chordata; Actinopteri; Characiformes; Acestrorhamphidae. Bases 308 to 1042 code for a protein of 244 amino acids. The transcript is spliced from 6 exons. The record is from RefSeq and is a predicted model, not a curated record.
UUCCCGCAGCAGCUCCAUUUUGUGUGGAAGGAGGAGAGAGUAGGUUGAUUUGUGUAUUUAAGGCGUAAAAUCGCCGCUUUUCUGUAUUUAUCUUGUUUUAAAAGUUGUAUUUUAUUAGAAGAAUAGAGGAGGAACCGCAGCAGCGAGACCUCGGAGGAAAGAGUUCGAGUAGAUCAUUAAAGUAACAGCGUCUGAGUAGAUUAACCUUAACCUGUUAGCCGAAGCUGUGAAUAAACCAACACUGGUCUCUCAGACUGACAAACUACAACUACUGGAUCACAGAACAAACAAGCAAGCCUGAAGAAAAAUGACUUCCCCCUCUUCACAAAAAGUCGUGCUGAAAAGCACCACCAAGGUGUCCCUGAAUGAGCGCUUCACAAACAUGAUGAAGAACAAGCAGCCGACCCCCGUCAGCAUCCGGGCCACAAUGCAGCAGCAGCACAUGGCCAGCGCGCGGAACCGACGACUCGCCCAGCAGAUGGAGAACAGGCCCUCGGUGCAGGCCGCCCUGCAGCACAAACAGAGUCUGAAGCAGCGACUGGGGAAGAGCAACAUUCAGGCCAGGUUGGGUCGACCAGUCGGCUCAUUGAUGCGGGGCGGCCCAGCAGGCCGGGGCUUUGUCAUGGGAGGAAUGCGUGGAGCCGCACGAGGCCUGAGGGGACGAGGAAGAGGUGGCAUAAUGAGAGGAGCGCUGUCGCUUAGAGGUGUGGGCCAGCUGAAGGGCCGGGGUGGUCCUGGGCGUAUUGGGCUUCGCAGAGGCAUGCGCCAACGUGGAGGAGGCCCUGGUAGAGGAGCACUUCAGAUUGGCCGUGGAGCUGGACGUGGAGCACCUGGACCUAGAGGACGUGGUGGCCUGCGGGGUCGUGGAGGUUUCGUUGCAAGGGGGCGCGGACGGGGCAGAGGAAGAGGAGCCGGUCGUCCUGUCGUUACAAGGGAGCAACUGGACAAUCAGCUGGACGCCUACAUGUCCAAGACCAAGGGCCACUUGGAUGCUGAGCUGGAUGCAUAUAUGGCUCAAGCAGACCCUGAAAGUAUGGAGUGAUGACAGCAGUGCUCAGGGAUGGAAGAGGACGAGAACAGGGCCCAUAUAAAUCUGCAAAUAAAUAGACUGAUAUAUUUUUGUCUGCCAACAUUCAAGGCUACCCCUUCCCACCUUCCUUUCCUCUGAAUGUUCAACAUAAGGUUCCACAAAUGUGUAAAGCUCUCCAAUACCGAUAAAUCAAUGACCAAGAACGUAAUUCGAGCAGAAUUGCACUGAGUAGACCCAGUAGUUUUGCUCAAACCCUUGGUGAAAAAUGUUAAUCGGUGAGAAAGAGAUGGGGAAAUUAGCUUUCUGUAAUGUGAAAUUGUUUUAAAUAUUUAAGUAAUCUUCUCAUGCCCUUUGAAUGAGAACUUUGCAGAUCUUAUGAUUUUGAAACUCAACUUGACAGCGGAGGCCCUGGGAGCUCGUUUCAACUGGACUAAAGAAAUGAGUUAAAAACACAACUGUUUUGUCUUGAUGCAAGCUGUCCCUACAAUGUCCUACGAAUGUCUUUCCCCUCCCCUUUAUAUUUCAUUGUAAUUUUAAAGGUAGAAUUUUUAUAGAGGGUCAUGUAACUACUUUUGCUUCUUUAUGUUAAAAUUUUUACAAAAUAUCUUGAAGUCUAUUGUAGCCCAUGUCCAUUUUUACUUCUUUGCCUUUUAAUAAAUCUUGGCCUCGAUGGACCACAAA